This is a messenger RNA of Paralichthys olivaceus (Japanese flounder), 1262 nucleotides long. Its product is annotated as glucose-6-phosphatase 2. Gene Ontology annotation, cellular component: membrane. Gene Ontology annotation, biological process: glucose 6-phosphate metabolic process; gluconeogenesis. Gene Ontology annotation, molecular function: glucose-6-phosphatase activity. Lineage: Eukaryota; Metazoa; Chordata; Actinopteri; Pleuronectiformes; Paralichthyidae. The record is from RefSeq and is a predicted model, not a curated record.
AUGGAUUUAGUCCACGGCAGCGGUGUGCUGGUUAUACAGCACCUGCAGAACAACUUCAGGGAAUAUCACAGCUUUCUCAACUUCAUGUCAACUGUGGGAGACCCUCGCAACAUUUUCUCUGUUUACUUCCCCCUGUGGUUCCAUCUCAGUCAUAAUGUGGGCACCAAGAUGAUAUGGGCUGCUGUUAUAGGAGACUGGUUCAAUCUAAUUUUCAAAUGGAUUCUGUUUGGUCAGCGGCCUUACUGGUGGGUCCAAGAAACUACAUUUUACCACAACAAUUCAGCCCCACAUUUGGAGCAAUUUCAAAUCACGUGUGAAACAGGGCCAGGUAGUCCGUCGGGUCAUGCCAUGGGUUCUUCCUGUGUGUGGUAUGUGAUGACAACCUCUGUUCUCAACUUCACCAGGCCUUCCUCCAGUGCCUCAUCUGCCCAGAGUUUUCAGAGGUUUUAUCUACUGAGGUCAGGCCUGUGGAUGUCUUUCUGGAUCAUUCAGACGAGCGUUUGUAUCUCCAGGGUUUUUAUUGCGACACAUUUCCCACAUCAGGUUAUCCUCGGUCUUUUGUUGGGUAUGCUGGUUGCUGCCAUGUUUGAUCGCAUCGGCUCAGUUUACAGCGCCAGCUUGAAAGUGUACACCCAGACCAACGUUUUUCUUUUCUCCUUUGCUGUUUGCUUUUAUCUGCUCCUGAAAGUGAUGGGCAUUGAUCUUCUGUGGUCAGUCACCAAAGCAAAGAAGUGGUGUGCUAACCCAGAGUGGAUCCAUCUGGACACCACCCCUUUUGCUGGUCUUUUGAGAAACCUCGGAGCCUUGUUUGGCCUGGGCCUGGCGGUCAACUCGGAGAUGUUCAUCCAGAGCUGCAAGGGGAAGAACGGCAGCAAAACCAGAUUCAAACUUAUGUGUGUGACUGCAACUCUCACGUGUCUGCAGCUGUACGACUUCAUCAAAAUACCCACUCACACAGAGGUUUUGUUUUAUGUACUGUCGUUCUGUAAGAGUGCUUCAGUACCUCUUGGUGUGGUGGCUCUUAUUCCGUACUGUGUUCAUUUGUUGAUUGGAGAUGAGGACAGGAAGCUGUCUUAGAUUAUUAAUUCAUUUGUAGGAUUUCUCACAUCACUUUUUUACCAGCAUUAGGAGACAUCAAAUGGGCUUUGGAUACACGCAAACCUGUCAGACUGCUACUUACAGUAACUGCACAGUCACAAAAGCACUGAAAAUGCAAUAUAUCUUAAAAUAAGUAACAAAACUGUGUUUUAGUAGUAAAUACU